Messenger RNA from Triticum urartu, 1436 nucleotides. RefSeq lists its product as uncharacterized. The record is from RefSeq and is a predicted model, not a curated record. NCBI's taxonomy places the organism in Eukaryota, Viridiplantae, Streptophyta, Magnoliopsida, Poales, Poaceae.
CCUCCCCACCCCACUCCCAUUCCCGACCCUCCCGUCUCCCCCUCCUCCCAACCCCACCAUCGCCGCUCCCCGGCGGGCGCUGCCCUAAUCGGAUCCAACUAUGAUAUCCGAGACGCAGUGCCCCCCGUUCCGGCGAUAUCCCCCAAUUACUCUCGUCCCAGAGCGCGAUGGCGAGAUCUGGCGGCAAGCGAGGCGUGAUGGAGCACCACUGCCUGGACCGAUUCCGCCGCCGGCGACUCCUCGCCUUUCUCCGCCGCAACAACCUUCCCGCCACCUUCGACGCGCUGAAGCACGAGACGCGCGUCUUUCUCGAUCUGCGGUUCCUGCGGCGCCUGGUGGCGGACGGCCGGUGGCAGGAGGCGCGAGAGUACUUCAGCCGCUUCCUGCCGUGCCGGGAUGAGGUCGACGCGCACACCGCGCUCAGAUUCAUCACUCGCCUCAGCGUUCUCGACGACAUGGCCCAGGGGAAGCUGGGGUGCAUCGAUGCGGCCGACGAUCUCCGGACCCAACUCGAGUCUUACCCUUCCAGCAUGAUCGAGGCCGACCCGCACUACGCCGAUGCUGUCUGCGCAAUCUUAUACAAUGGCUCUCACCCGGCUUACUGGGAUCCCGUGGACUGGCAGCUCAUUAGGCGCAAAGCUGCGCAGGUUGUCAAGGACUUGGUCACGCGAACCCCUGAGUUCAGGCAUCUGCUGCGGUUGCCGCCGUGUCCAAGCCACCCAUGUUACACCAUCCCCUUCGGGUUUGGGGGUUGCCGGAGGCACAAGAGGAAGAAGAACUUAGGCUGGAUGUCGGCAUCUCUUCUUGCCCGCCGUUUUCUUCAGAAAGAGAGGCGUCCUUCCUCACCAUGGACUCAAGGUUUAUCAUGUGAACCUAUGGAUUUGGAGGAAAUUAUUGAUGAAACUUUGCUAGCUGGGAAGCAGGAGGUUAAAGAACAUUCAGAUUCUUGUAGUGAAGGCAUUCCAACAGUACCUGCUAAUGCAGUCACAAAGCGUUUGAGUCAAGAAUGUACCGCUGAAAGUGCCAAUGGUGCAAAACUAAAACCUACAACUGGGGAGUUAUGUCCGGAUGUCGUCGAUGCAUCUUCUGGUUGGAUGGUGGACGCUGAUCAUGUUUUAAAUAAAAUAAAAGCCCUGGGAGACAUUUCAACUGACAUGGCCAUGCUAGUGAAGAAGACAUGCACAUAUGGUGGUCCAGAUCACAGGAUGUUCAUGGAGAAAAUAUUGGAGCAAGAGAAGCUGUUGUUCGAAUUGCGAUUAGACUAAAUGCAAAAGUAAGAGGUUGAACUUCCGUUGGCAACUUGAGCACCCGACAUAACUAGAAACUCUUAGCUGCUGCAUCUAUUUAUCCCCCUUGGUUUUGUUCUUUUGUAUACAAUUAUGGCGUAUUGUUUUCUUAUGCUCUACCAGAAGAAGGGCUACGUGUUCUUUCAUUUA